UAGUAAGCCACUGUUCUCUUUGUACAUCCGGGGUUUGGUUGUUUGGUUGUUUGUAAGAGUUAGCUUCUUAGCUCGCUGCUCUCCUGCUCUCCUGCUCCUCUUGCCCUCUUGCCCUCUCUGGGAUCUUAAGUUACACACCAUGCCUAAAAAGAAGCGCAGACUCCUGUUGGGAACUCGUUACGCCAGACGCAAGAGAUUGUUGCGCAGUACAGAGUCUGCAGAGGAGGCAGCUAAGCGUCUUGAGGACAAUUGCCAGAGAAUGAGACAGUGGAGGUCAUCGCAGCUGCCCCAGGCUACAGCUGAGCGCCGUGAGGAUAGUCGGCAGAGAAUGAGACGGAAGAGGUCAUUGGAGACGCUCGUGUCUACAGCUAAGCGACGUGAGGAUAGCCAGCAGCGAAUGACACGGAAGAGGUCAUUGGACCAACCUGAGGCUACAGCUGAGAACAUUCGUCAGCGAAGGACCAAGGCCAAGUCAUUGGAGCUGCCAGGGGCCACAGCUAAGCGCUGUGAGGAUAGCCAGCAGCGAAUGACACGGAAGAGGUCAUUGGACCAACCUGAGGCUACAGCUGAGAACAUUCGUCAGCGAAGGACCAAGGCCAAGUCAUUGGAGCUGCCAGGGGCCACAGCUAAGCGCUGUGAAGAUAGCCAGCAGCGAAUGACACGGAAGAGGUCAUUGGACCAACCUGAGGCUACAGCUGAGCACCAUGAGCACAUUCGUCAGCGAAGGACCAAGGCCAAGUCAUUGGAGCUGCCAGGGGCCACAGGUGAGAAACCAUAUGACUGCUCAAACUGCAAUAAGCGAUUCUCCCAUAUCAGCAGUAAGAAGUGUGUGGGUGCAGAACCUCCCAAUGGCAUCACUCAAACAUCAAUCAAACCCCCCCCACCCACCACCCGGACCACACCGGUCGUCAUUUCUCUGGCCCGCGUGUUUCUUAAAGAGGAGACUGAACGCAAACCCCUCCAGGAGCAACUCCCCGUCACCCAGAUAAAAUCCACCUCACCCACCACCCAGACCACACCGGUCGUAAUUGCUCCGGCCCGCAUGAUUCUUAAAGAGGACACUGAAAGCAAACCCCUCCAGGAGCAGCUCCCCGUCACCCAGAUCAAAUCCCCCUCACCCACCACCCAGACCACACCGGCCGUAAGUUCCUCGGCCUGCAUGAUUCUUAAAGAGGACACUGAAAGCAAACCCCUCCAGGAGCAACUCCCCUUCACCCAGAUAAAAUCCACCUCACCCACCACCCAGACCACACUGGUCGUAAUUGCUCCGGCCCGCAUGAUUCUUAAAGAGGACACUGAAAGCAAACCCCUCCAGGAGCAGCUCCCCGUCACCCAGAUCAAAUCCCCCUCACCCACCACCCAGACCACACCGGCCGUAAGUUCCUCGGCCUGCAUGAUUCUUAAAGAGGACACUGAAAGCAAACCCCUCCAGGAGCAGCUCCCCAUCACCCAGAUAAAAUCCACCUCACCCACCACCCAGACCACACCGGCCGUAAGUUCCUCGGCCUGCAUGAUUCUUAAAGAGGACAAUGAAAGCACACCCCUCCAGGAGCAACUCCCCGUCACCCAGAUAAAAUCCCCCUCACCCAGCACCCAGACCACACCGGUCGUAAUUUCUCUGGCCCGCGUGUUUCUUAAAGAGACUGAACACAAACCUCUCCAGGAGCAACUCCCCGUCACCCAGAUAAAAUCCACCUCACCCACCACCCAGACCGCACCGGUCGUAAUUGCUCCGGCCCGCAUGAUUCUUAAAGAGAAGACUGAAAGCAAACCCCUCCAGGAGCAACUCCCCGUCACUCAGAUCAAAUCUGAACCUGUGGAAUACGAGUGCAAGCCUGUGAUGGCGGCACCCGCAACUUCAUCUGGUACCAACGGAGUGAUGAACGGAGGGACGGUACACCCAGCUCUUGUUCCAGCUACAACCCUGCCUCAGGGUGUGGCUUUGUCCCUACCAAUAGUCAGGGCGCCCAUGAGCAUCAAUCUGAACGUCUUGCAAAAUGUGCUCAAGUUGGCAAUGAGCGAAAACGUGCUUAGGCAGGUGCUGGGCACAGCUAACGGCGUGGUGACGCAGGGGAAGCAGGGAAUUGUCCAGAGGCAGAUUGUCAACCCGCCAGUCUUAGUGGUUCAUAACGGCACCAAGAAGAUCAUCAUCAAGUACAAGAUCAGACCUGCAGCCGCCACCACUGCCACUACCCAGCCUAUACCGCUUUUUAUUAGAACCAAUUUUGUUCCCCCUCCCACUGUCACCACUGCUGCAGCCCCCACCCCCACCAAGAUAGAUAAACCCUCAACUCCAGAGGUGACCGACCUCUCCAUUGUAAAGGCAGAGCCAGAAUCAGUUGCUGUUACACAGACACAAAUGACUUCAGACCCCCCAACAGCUCAGAUGCCAAAAGUCAACAGCACCAGUACAUGUUUACUAUGCGAUGAAUGUCCCGACAACUUGGAAGCGUUGCACCUCCUCCAGCACUACAAAGCAGCCAACGGGGAGGCCAUUGACUCCGCCGCUUUGGACCCCUCGUUUGCUGGUCUGCUAAGUGGGGCGGGGGUGAUGCUGGAGGAGCCACCUGUGGACGACGUCCUCUCACUCCUCAAGACCUACUUCGCCUCCAAUGCCAACCCCAGCGAAGUGGGGCUGACAAAGAUCUCAGAGUCCGUCAGUAUUCCCGUGGAUGUGGUCAGAAAGUGGUUUGCAAAGAUGAACUCUGGGAAAAAUGUGGGCAAAUACCGCAAUAAAGCUACAGCGGUUUGCAAAAAGACUGAAAACACAAAUUCCAGCUCAGAGGACUUCUCGAGUCAGAAUGGAGAUUCAUCAGAAUCUGGCAGCGCUUCUCCGUCAGACUCUUCACCUAUAAGCCUCAACACCGAAGACCUCGUCAUCGUUAAGUGCGAGCCAGAAGACCCAGACUUCCCGAACUCCAAGGCCGAUCUGCUUGACCUCUCCCUUCCUAAACAUAACGCAGCAUCAUUGGAAACGACCACACCUCCCGCCAAGCAGCAGGAACAGCCCCUGACCUGCCUGAGGAAGGAGCAGUUGGAGGGUCGAACCAUCUACGUCACCACGCCUCAGACCGGAAAAACUGUCAACAUCGUCGCCGCUGCACAGCUGUGCACAUUAGCGGCCAUUGCUGGUCAAGGCACGGUGGGCUGUCUCAGCGCCAUUAACACCACGACAAAACGCCCCAUCCUCAGCCCCCAGCUUACCUACGUCUACGUCACUACAGCCGGCAACGUCAGUGGAGCAAAUGUACUGAACAGCAAUAAGCACGAGAAGAGGCUGGACAGAAGCUCUGACGGCGUCUCGGAGCUGAUUGACCCAGAAACGGCCGCACUGAUGAAGAAGCAACAGCUGAAAGACCGCACCGUCUACCGGUGUGACGUUUGCCCCAAAGUCUUCCGCAACUACUCUGUCCUGCUCAGGCACAAAUAUGAACACACAGGUAAACGGCCCCACCAGUGCAACACCUGCAACAAGGCCUUCAAACACAAACACCACCUGGUCGAACACACAAGGACACACUCCGGAGAGAAACCCUUCCAGUGCAAUAGGUGCGAUAAGCGAUUCUCUCACUCUGGCUCAUACUCCCAGCACAUGAAUAAACACUCUGACUACUGCUGGCUAAACUCUGGCUCGGGUUUGGGGCCACGAAGGGUUCAGUCGGAGCUCGGCAGCCCCGGCGCUGUAUUACAGUCAGACGGUCGGACCACAUCCCCGCCCUCCCAACAAGACUCAGACAAGAAGGAGACUGUGGGGGAAGAGGCGGAAGGAGAGAAGGUGGACGAGGAGUCAUUUAGUGAUGUGAUGGAGAUCGUGGUUGGGGAUGAACACAUGGUGGCGGACGAAUAGAUGGAGGAAACAAUUGAAGAAAAGGAGGACAUGUGCAGAUACAGAGGAAACUGCAAACUGUGAAGCGAAUACGGAUAAAAGCCUCAGGGAGGGGUCAGACAGCGUCGAACCCACAGAGGAGGAGGUGACAAAUGCCAAAUAGAGGAUGGAAAAUGUCUUCGGGACAGCGCGAAUGUCUCGCUUAUUGAAGUUGAGUUCAUUAAGACAAAACCGCAGAAAAGUAAAAGAAAGUCACGGCGGUUGCCUGAUCUUAACGGUCCACUACUGUGUACAAAAACCCAGGUGUGCCUGAACUUGAAUACAGAAAAAAACAAAACAAUUACUUUUUUUCUUGUGGUAAUGAAAUAUCAGUGUUGUUUUAUAGAUUUUAAAGCAGAACUCACCCAUCAACUUGUUACUGAGCCAUCCCAGUUUUUCUUUAUUAUUAUUCAUUUUCAUCAGGUCAGGUAAAGAUUCAAAAGUAUUAUGUCCCUCUGUUACUAACACGAGACCCAUAUUGACCAAUGUUUGUCGACUUGCACACAACAGCUAAUUUGUCACAAUUACUGAAAGAUGCUUCCUGUGAAAGGUGCUAUACAAAUAAAGAUGAGUUGAAAUUAAUUGGAAUAUUUUCAAGGCCUAUAAAGUAUUUUGGACCACACAGGAAAGCUGGGAAACUCAGUAUUAGGGCUUCAACUAACAAACUAUCAUUUUGUUUGAUUAAGUCUAUAAAAUGACAGAAGAUAGUGUAAAAGGAACGAUUUAAUUUCCCAGAGACCAAGAUGGGGCCUUCAAAUGUCUUAUUGUGUCUGAACAGAAAUCUAAAACCCAAAGAUGUUCAGUUCACAAUUAUAAAAAAACAACAACACAAAAGCGACAAAUCAAAUGAAUGUUUUGCCAUUUUUGCUUGAUGAAUGACAGAAAUAAUUCAGCAGUUAUCAAAGAAAGCUGCUGCUUAUUUUUGCAGAUCAACUAACUGAUUGACUCAUAAUUUCAGCUCUAUAUAGUAUAUCUUAAAAACGCUUUUGGUCCUGAUAGCUAUAGUUGCAUAUUUUAUAAGACUUUUAAUGUUUGGAAGCGGAGGAAUGGGUGUGGAACCAUUGAGAAAUGCAGUCCAGACUGCAUAUCUCUGGCUUAUCUGUGCCUUUUUAAAAUGUUUUUAAAAAUGUGAGUUAAUAUGUUGGACUUGUUGGAAUGUCACAAGUCCGAAUUUUAAUAAUGUUUAGAAACAGAAAAUAUUGUGUUAAGGCAGAUUGAAAUAUUCAAAGCUUAAAAACAUGCAGGCAAUGUCCUCCAACUCUGGAAGAAAUCUACAAUAUACAAAACCAAGAUUCAAGUAAAAUGAAGAACAGAAGGAUUUUAAAUUCAGCCAAACUGGUGCACUUGUAUUCAGAUGGUAAAAAAAAAACUUGUGGCAAGCUGUCCCACACUUCAGGUAACAGGAAUGUGGUCUCUUUAUGUGUGACCUCUGUAUUAUACUGCCAUUGUUGGAAAAAGUGUGUGUGAGUGUGCCAGUCAGGCCUUGCCUUGCCACAGACCUUGAAUAGUGUAUUUAAUAACUAGGUCUAUGCAUUGAAAGAACGUGAUCUAUGCUCAUUCAGAAACGUGGACAUGACUGAUUUAUGCAACAGAGAAGGUCAUACCAUUUAUGCUGUAUGAGAAAGUAGGAUGGUCCUCAGUAGCAACGGGAAGAGAACUUCACACUAACAUUUGUUUAUAAAUGUAUUUUAUGAAAGCUGCCUCAGUACAUCACAUCUUCUCUAGUUUGAAACUACUGUUCAGAUCCCAAGACUGGCCAACUGUUGACACCCCACUAGUGAAUACUGAACUUGGGCAGACUUCCGUUCAAGCAAUGUCUCAUCCCAUUGGAUGAAUAGAAGCUUUUCAUUUUGGACUUUUUUAGAUUGUUUCUGAUGCUUGUGUGUCUUCUCUGAUCUAUUUCUCCUGCUGUACUCAGGUAUCUCUCACAAUAGAGAUCUUGAUCUCAAUGAGAUUAUUAAAUAAAGGUUAUAUUUUUUUCUUAAAGUG
This is a messenger RNA of Sebastes umbrosus (honeycomb rockfish), 5854 nucleotides long. RefSeq names its product zinc finger E-box-binding homeobox 1-like. Gene Ontology annotation, biological process: anatomical structure development; regulation of transcription by RNA polymerase II. The transcript is spliced from 12 exons. The coding region runs from base 140 to 3847 and encodes 1235 amino acids. Gene Ontology annotation, molecular function: RNA polymerase II cis-regulatory region sequence-specific DNA binding; DNA-binding transcription factor activity, RNA polymerase II-specific. NCBI's taxonomy places the organism in Eukaryota, Metazoa, Chordata, Actinopteri, Perciformes, Sebastidae. The record is from RefSeq and is a predicted model, not a curated record.